Esox lucius (northern pike) is the source of this 4161-nucleotide messenger RNA. RefSeq names its product hexokinase-1. Bases 363 to 3134 code for a protein of 923 amino acids. Gene Ontology annotation, molecular function: D-glucose binding; mannokinase activity; fructokinase activity. The transcript has 18 exons. Gene Ontology annotation, biological process: glycolytic process; intracellular glucose homeostasis; glucose 6-phosphate metabolic process. The record is from RefSeq and is a predicted model, not a curated record. Lineage: Eukaryota; Metazoa; Chordata; Actinopteri; Esociformes; Esocidae. Gene Ontology annotation, cellular component: mitochondrion; cytosol.
GCAUAGCAUACCACCAUUCCGGUGCAGAGCUGCAUCCAUCGACAGCCGGGAGAAGCUAAGAGAGCACUGAGCGGACACAGACACUCCCUCUCUGUGUGUGUGUGUGUGUGUGUGCUUGCCUGUGUGUCCCCAGCCAAGGCACCAUCGUUUUCUCCUCCUUCUGCACUCUUCCACUACCACCUUUACCCCACAACUCUAGUCAGGAGGGACACAGGAAGGUAAAGCCUCCUUUGCCUUGUCGUUAGGAUAAAGGGAUCAACGAAGGACAAAAGAGCGUGAAUAUCAGCUGCGCGAUCCUUUUCUAUCCCCUUUCCCGCCGCCUGUCCGUCGCUGACAGUCCCCCCCGCGUACGUGCAGGCAGGAUGAUAGCGGCACAGCUUCUGGCGUAUUACUUCACCGAGCUGAAGGAUGACCAGGUCAAGAAGAUUGAUAAGUACCUGUACUCCAUGAGGUUCUCCGACGAGACGCUGCACGACAUCAAGUGCCGCUUCCGCCGGGAGCUGGAGAAUGGCCUGGGUCGUGACACCAACGCAACGGCCACCGUCAAGAUGUUGCCAACCUUUGUCAGGUCCAUCCCUGAUGGGUCAGAAAAAGGAGAUUUCAUAGCUUUGGACUUGGGUGGCUCCAACUUCCGCAUACUGCGUGUGAAGGUGUCACAUGACAAGAAGCAGCCGGUUCAGAUGGAGAGCCAGGUCUACGAGACCCCUGAGGACAUCAUUCACGGAAGUGGAACGCAGCUCUUUGACCAUGUCGCAGAUUGCCUUGGUGACUUCAUGGAAAAGCAAAAAAUCAAGGAUAAAAAACUACCUGUAGGAUUCACUUUCUCCUUCCCAUGUGCCCAAACCAAACUGGAUGAGGCCGUCUUAUUGACUUGGACAAAAAAGUUUAAAGUGAGUGGUGUGGAAGGCAUGGAUGUCGUGAAGCUCCUGAACAAGGCUAUCAAGAAAAGAGGGGACUAUGAGGCUGAUAUCAUGGCAGUUGUCAAUGACACAACCGGAACAAUGAUGACCUGUGGGUUUGACGACCAACGCUGUGAAGUCGGAAUCAUCAUAGGUACUGGUACUAACGCCUGUUACAUGGAAGAGCUGCGGCACAUCGACCUGGUGGAGGGAGACGAGGGAAGGAUGUGUAUCAACACAGAGUGGGGUGCAUUCGGAGACGAUGGCUCCCUGGAGGACCUCCGUACAGAGUUUGACCGGGAGAUCGACAGAGGCUCUGUCAACCCCGGGAAGCAGCUGUUUGAGAAGAUGGUCAGCGGGAUGUACAUGGGGGAGUUGGUCCGUCUCAUUCUGGUGAAGAUGGCCAAGGAGGGACUCCUGUUCGAGGGCCGGAUAACUCCCGAGCUUCUGACAAAAGGGAAGAUUGAAACAAAACAUGUUUCAGCAAUUGAGAAGAGCAAGGAAGGCCUGACUAAAUGCAAAGACAUCCUAACCAGGCUCGGGGUGGAGCCUUCUCACGAGGACUGCGUUUCCGUGCAACACGUGUGCACCAUCGUAUCCUUCCGCUCUGCGAACCUCAUCGCAGCUACACUGGGAGGUAUCCUUACUCACCUGAAGGACAACAAGGGCGUGCCUCGCCUGCGCACAACUGUGGGCAUUGACGGUUCCAUGUACAAGAUGCACCCUCAAUAUGCCCGGCGUCUCCACAAGACAGUGCGGCGUUUGGUGCCCGAUUCUGACGUCCGCUUCCUACUGUCCGAGAGUGGAAGUGCCAAGGGCGCUGCCAUGGUGACAGCCGUGGCAUACCGUCUUGCCGACCAGGCGCGCCAGAUUGCCCAGACACUUGCAGAGUUCUGUCUGAGCCAAGCUCAGCUGCUUGAGGUAAAGACGAGGAUGAGGACAGAGAUAGAGAAUGGUCUGGGGAAAGCGACCCACAGCUCAGCCACGGUCAAGAUGCUGCCAUCUUACGUGCGGAGCACACCCGACGGAACAGAAAACGGAGAUUUCCUUGCUCUGGAUCUGGGAGGGACAAACUUCCGAGUGUUACUGGUUAAGAUCCGUAGUGGGAAAAGACGGACCGUGGAGAUGCACAACAAAAUCUACGCCAUUCCCAUCGAGGUCAUGCAAGGGACUGGGGAGGAGCUCUUUGAUCACAUUGUGCACUGCAUCUCUGACUUCCUGGAUUACAUGGGCAUGAAGAGUGCCCGUCUGCCCCUAGGCUUCACCUUCUCCUUCCCCUGCCACCAGAAGAGCCUGGAUGCGGGUAUCCUCGUGAACUGGACCAAAGGCUUCAAAUGCACCGACUGUGAGGGGGAAGACGUGGUGGAGCUUCUACGUGAGGGGAUCAAAAGGAAGGAGGAGUUUGACCUGGAUGUGGUGGCUGUGGUAAACGAUACUGUUGGAACAAUGAUGACCUGCGCAUACGAGGAGCCCACCUGUGAGGUUGGACUUAUUGCAGGCACGGGGAGUAACGCGUGUUACAUGGAGGAAAUGAGAAACAUUGAGACGGUGGAGGGAAACGAGGGUCGCAUGUGUGUCAACAUGGAGUGGGGCGCCUUUGGGGACAACGGGUGCCUGGACGAUAUUAGGACGCAGUACGACCGCGCAGUGGAUGAGAACUCACUGAAUGAGGGCAAACAGAGGUAUGAAAAGAUGUGUAGUGGUAUGUACCUGGGAGAGAUUGUAAGAAACAUCCUGAUCGACCUGACCAAGCGCGGCUUCUUAUUCCGCGGGCAGAUCUCUGAGACACUGAAGACCAGAGGCAUCUUCGAGACAAAGUUCCUGUCCCAGAUAGAGAGCGAUCGCCUGGCCCUUUUGCAGGUCAGGGCCAUCCUUCAACAGCUUGGGCUGGACAGCACAUGUGAUGACAGUAUCAUCGUCAAAGAGGUGUGCGGCACCGUGUCCCGCCGCGCAGCUCAGAUCUGCGGAGCCGGAAUGGCUGCUGUGGUGGACAAAAUCCGUGAGAACAGAGGGCUGGAACAUCUGGACAUCACCGUGGGGGUGGACGGAACGCUGUACAAACUACACCCCCACUUCUCCCGGAUCUUCCACCAGACAGUGAAGGAGCUCGCCCCAAAGUGCAACGUCAACUUUCUGUUGUCAGAGGACGGGAGUGGCAAGGGUGCAGCUCUCAUCACAGCCGUGGGCUGUCGCCAGAGAGAGCAGGAGGCGCAGAAUGCGGCACAGCAAGCCUAAUGAGCUGUCCCGCCUGUUGCCCCCGACAAUGCCCUCCAGCUUCGCCUCUUCCAACCACCCGCCACAAAGCCCGUCGCUCGAUCUCCCCGCACACCUGACCCAUACAGCCGUGACUCCACCUCCCCCCACCUGGCCCUUCUCACAACAAGGGAGACAUGUCUGCAUGCAAAGCGAAUAACAUCAGUACACAAUAUUAAUUUAACCAUAAUUUAUACUGAACCAGAAGUGUGUAUCGUGUUUGUACAGUUUUCCUCGAAAGCUUGUCUAAUCCCGUACAAUGUUUGUGUGUUUCCAAAUUUAAUUUUUGUACGGACAGAAAUAUAUUAUUUGUAUUUAUAUAGGCCACAAUGAAUCAAGUAGGAUUUUUAUAGCGGUUACAAAAGUAGUAGUAUUUUGCUGGAUCUCUCAAUUGAACCAGUGAACAUUUCAUCCAAUGAAUGACAAAACUAAUUUACAACAAAUACACUUUUUAGACAGGCCUAGAGUUAGGGUAUCUUUUCUAAAAAGGGCUUGCUGCUUAUAGGGUCGAAUUCAAGAGUCACGGCUGAGUACACUCCGCCUUCAUACUGUUCUCCCACCAUAUACGAUACUACUACUAUUUUUGUGUAUGUCUGUCAAAGUAACACAAUAUUUAUUCCCACCUUCACCUAAUAAUUUUUCUUGAGGAUCUUGGAGAGCUUCCCCCCAUUUGAAGUGUAAUACCUUGUUGAUUAAUGUGAAUUACUGCUAUAUUUUAGGUGUUGUAUUGAAUCCUACUACCUACGCAUUGCGUGCACAAAUAAAUGUUUGUCGGGCUUCUAGAAGAGUGGCUACUCCGAGCGCUUCUGUGUUUACCUGUGGCUGAAUGUCCCUGUGAGUCCUCCUGUAACAUGACCUGUAGCUUUAUAUGUCCAAAGCUGUAUGGAAACUGCAUGCCUUAUUCUGAGACAAAUGGAGGGUACUGGAUCCUUUUAUUUUAUACAACAAAAUAGAUGUUUCGACAAGUGAAAUGUGAAAUUCAUUAAAUUAUAUUUUGUUGUGCAGUAAA